GAAAAGCAUGCCCUUCUAGAAGAAUUGAAAAGGCAGCUGAAGACCCAAAGGGAGGGCCUGCAACCCAAGAUCAUUGAGUUUCCAGGUGAUCCUCGCUCAUGCUCUGGGCUGAGCAAAGCUUUUGAGGGUCAGGAGCUGAUGCCUGUGGAGCUAGCAGCUCACAAACCAGGCAAGUGGCUGAGAGCAAGCGCCAAGGAUUUGCAUCCAUUGAGGGGACAAAAGCACUCCCCAUCUGGAGGGUCCCAUGAUAUGGCAGCAAUGGCAUCAAAUCCGCUCCUCGGCAUGCUCUACAACAUGCUCAUGCAGGGCCAGCAGCAGCCUUCAGAGAAGACCAGAUUGAAUCUCCAGGUCUAUCCCAAAAAGGUCAAGGCUCUUCAGGAUGGUGCAGCCAAUGUAGAGGACCCUCCCAAACCGGAAGAGCCCGUCAAACCUGAAGAGCCAGCCUUUUGA
Messenger RNA from Durusdinium trenchii, 450 nucleotides. The record is from the annotation of a GenBank genome assembly. NCBI's taxonomy places the organism in Eukaryota, Dinophyceae, Suessiales, Symbiodiniaceae.